Molecule: messenger RNA, 542 nt
Organism: Erinaceus europaeus (western European hedgehog)
Lineage: Eukaryota; Metazoa; Chordata; Mammalia; Eulipotyphla; Erinaceidae
Product: cytochrome c oxidase subunit 6B1
Exons: 4
Coding region: 148-408 (86 amino acids)
Cellular component (GO): mitochondrion; respiratory chain complex IV
Source: RefSeq, a predicted model, not a curated record
GCGGAUGUUCUAGCCACAGGAAAUUCACCAGUACUCCGCCUCCUCUCACUUCCGGCCACUUUAUUCCGCUUCCGGCUCGACACCGCUGUCUUUGCUGAGGGUCACAUUGAGCUGCGAAGCACAUCAGGACUGACUUUAGUCAGCGCCAUGGGAGAUGACAUCAAGACCAAAAUCAAGAAUUAUAAGACUGCCCCAUUUGACAGCCGUUUCCCCAACCAGAACCAAACCAAGAACUGCUGGCAGAACUACUUGGAUUUCCAUCGCUGUGAGAAGGCAAUGACAGCUAAAGGGGGUGAUGUCUCUGUGUGCCAGUGGUACCAGCGUGUAUACAAGUCCCUCUGCCCCAUAUCCUGGGUAUCCAACUGGGACGACCAACGGGCAGAAGGCACAUUCCCGGGGAAGAUCUGAACUUGCUCUACUCAACCUGUCCUGACCUCUAUCCUUUUCCCAGGUGGUGAAGGGGGAUCUGGGCACAUGGUGAUCCCCAUCCUGGGAUCCUGAACCACAGCUCACCUAAUAAAUACUUGUUGAAAAAAUGUUAA